Trametes versicolor FP-101664 SS1 is the source of this 1125-nucleotide messenger RNA. RefSeq lists its product as uncharacterized. The coding region runs from base 1 to 1125 and encodes 374 amino acids. The record is from RefSeq and is a predicted model, not a curated record. The transcript is spliced from 2 exons. NCBI's taxonomy places the organism in Eukaryota, Fungi, Basidiomycota, Agaricomycetes, Polyporales, Polyporaceae.
AUGGCUGUUGAGGAACGUCACCCUCGGCUGUAUUUUCCUGACGGCGACGUCGUUCUCCGCGUCCUCGUUUCCGACGGAUGCAAACUUGCGGAAAACGACUCGAUGGACACGAACUCCGAGUCAGGCACCGUCAAGAAGUACCAGCACUUCCGUGUUCACCAGCUCCUACUCAAGCUUCAUCUGGUCGCCUUCGCCAACCUAUUUGCCGACGCCACAGCUAGCCAUGAGCCGAAGUACGACGGACAACCCCUUUUAGACUUGCCGGACAGGGCGGAGGACCUUGCGCUUCUGUUAGAGAUGGUAUACAACCUACCCUCGAAUCCUCUACGCAAACAGAAUCCCCGCAAGGCAGUCGAACUCUCUGGCGUCAUUCGUCUCGCGGACAAAUACGUCGGUGAUGAACUUCGAGCACAGCUCAUCCAACACGUCACGGAGGGGUGGCCGACGACUCUUCACGAGUGGGACGUCCGGGAGGGAGAAGCAAGCGCCAUCACCACAUCACUGGCCCGCACAAACCGCCUUAGGCGUCGAAGUACAGGUCCAUACCUCGCCGACGUCAUGCCCGAGCCGGCCUCCGCGAUAAUGUUCGCCCAAGAGUUUGGAUGCCAUGAGAUCCUCCCCGCAGCGUACUACCAGCUGGCCCGCAUCAGCGUCAAGGCUGACUUGGACAAGCGUAAUGCCGACCGUUCACAGCGCCUCGCUCGAUGGUCUGCACUAGACAACAGCAGCCUUCUUCGUCACCUCCACGGUCGGGAAGCCCUCGAGGAGUACUCCGACAGUUUUGCUCGACUCGAUUACGGUCUUGGCAGUACACUGGAUAGCGCGUGCGUUCCUUGGUGGAUCACAACUCCGCAAGUGGUUCCGCAGUCGGUGAUCGACGCGGACACGCGGAAGUAUCCCUGCUACGACUACGCAAUGCGUCACAUCGACACAGUGUGGCCGGCCAAGGACUAUCGCGACCCCCUGACGGGAUUAUCCAAGAUUCUCGACUACAAGCGCGCCGACGAGGACAAUGAGGACGGGCUGUGCGAGGAAUGCCAGAGCACAUUCUCUGAGCGAGUCAUAUCCGAGCGCUUGAGACUCUGGAAGAAACUUCCGCACUUCUUCCAGCUAAAGGAAGGGUAG